GUGAAUUAAAGGCGGAAUCAGUGCGGCAGGUCUCCGGCGAGGACGUGCUCGUCGAAAAUACCCCUCCGUCCUCAUUCUCCGAAGGGUAAUCCUCGAGCGAGAUUUAAGCUCAUCACAUAUCACUUUUCACCUCUUGCUUUCGUGGGCUCUUCUUCGAUCGCUGUGCUCACUCAAAAUUUUGGAUAUUCGUUAAAAUAGUGAAGUUGAAGAGCUAAGAGCGAGCAAGUUAUCAUGGAAAGCGAUAAAGAAGAGCAAAUGGUUUUCUUGGAUCGUACAACCCGAGCAACACGGGGCAAACGAAUGACCAAGCUGCUUGAUGACGAAGUAGAAGAGGAUGAACAAUUUUGGAAUCAAGAAGCUCUGAAAGAGGAAGAACAUGACGAUAACUAUGAAGCAGAAGCAGAAGUUGCUGAUGAGUUUGACAGCGACUUCAAUGACGAUGAGCCUGAACCUGAUGCAGUAGCAGAAAAUGAAAAGGAAGAGAGGGAUAUGCCAAAGAAGCGGCUGAUUUACCCUGGUAAAACCGCUCCAAAGAAAAAGAAGAAGAAGAAGUUAGUUUCGACACUAGAAGAUACUCUUGAAGGUGAGAAACCUGGUGACGAAGUGGGAGACAAGGAACAAGAUGGAAAAGAACAGAAUGAAGCACAAGAAGACAUGGAAAGUGAGAAGGUCAUAAGAAAAUCUACGCGGACUUCAGUGAUUGUACGGCAAGCAGAAAGAGAUGCAUUGCGUGCUGCUAUACAGGCGACAACAAAGCCAAUACAAAGGAAAAAAGUAGGGGAGGAAAAACGGAUGACCCAAGAAGAAAUGCUGCUGGAAGCUGCUCAAACAGAGAUCAUGAACUUGAGGAAUUUAGAACGUGUCUUGGCAAGGGAAGAAGAAGUAAAAAAGAAAGCGAUUGUGCAUAAAGUGGUCUACAAGGGUCCUCAGAUUCGGUAUCUUUCAAAAGAUGGAUGCAACUAUUUAGAAUUCUGUAAUGGUGCAUCGUUCAGUUCAGAGCUUUCGACGAAGUCGGUUCCAUAUCCAGAAAAAGCUGUAUGUGUGAUUACUGGAUUACCUGCCAAGUACCGAGAUCCAAAAACUGGUCUUCCAUAUGCAACUAGAGAAGCCUUUAAAGCGAUACGAGAAAGGUUCAUGGACGAACAGAAUGGUUUGAGAAAGAAAAUGGAGAUGGGAGAUUUGUUUGAUACACUUGUGGUGAAAGGAUUUGCUGUAACACAAAAGCGAACAAAGAUUCCCAAGAAAGACAAAUCAUUUUCCCACAUAAACUCAGCUCGUUUCUGUAGAUUCGAGUCUCCAGAAGAGAGUGAAGAAGAUUCAGAUUCAGAUUAAUAAGAGAAAUUUUGAUCUUCUAAAUCGAGAGAGAAAGUGUAAUCUUCUAAAUUUUGUUUUUCCUUGCAAAUCCAUGUAAUGUACAUUGGAUAAAUAUUUUUUUGUUUAAUAUUACUUCGAUUCAGUCAA
This is a messenger RNA of Eutrema salsugineum, 1461 nucleotides long. RefSeq names its product SWR1 complex subunit 2. Gene Ontology annotation, biological process: regulation of DNA-templated transcription; chromatin remodeling. The transcript is spliced from 12 exons. Bases 232 to 1332 code for a protein of 366 amino acids. The record is from RefSeq and is a predicted model, not a curated record. Gene Ontology annotation, molecular function: ATP-dependent H2AZ histone chaperone activity. Gene Ontology annotation, cellular component: nucleus. Lineage: Eukaryota; Viridiplantae; Streptophyta; Magnoliopsida; Brassicales; Brassicaceae.